Molecule: messenger RNA, 1722 nt
Organism: Phlebotomus argentipes
Lineage: Eukaryota; Metazoa; Arthropoda; Insecta; Diptera; Psychodidae
Product: leukocyte elastase inhibitor A-like
Exons: 2
Coding region: 117-1226 (369 amino acids)
Molecular function (GO): serine-type endopeptidase inhibitor activity
Source: RefSeq, a predicted model, not a curated record
UCCGCGUGUGAAGUCGAGCAUCCUCGGUAUUUUGAGUUUGAUUUUAUGUGAAUUUCUGCUUCAAAGCACUGAAUAAGGGAAUUUUCAGUUAAUUGUGAUUAAAGAGUGCUGUGAAAAUGACGGAAAAAUUACAAUUUCUCAUGAAACUCAACGAUUUUGCCACGCAAUUCUAUCGAAUUUAUGCCAGUGGCAAGACAACUGAGAACGUCGCCGUUGCACCAUUCUUCCUGCAGAAUCUCCUCACAGCCACGUUGAUUGGCGUGAGAGGAAAGACAGCCGAAGAGCUGGCAGUCGCCCUGAUGUACAACGGCCACAAUCUCUCCUCCAUCCUGACCACCUUUCGCACCCUCAACUCCAACUAUCGCGACACAGAAUCGAUUUCCGUGGCCAGCAAGAUGUUGCUGAGAGAGCCCUCGAAGAUGGACGAGCAGUUUCCCAGCGACGCCAGGAGCAAUUUCGAUGUCAGCAUGCAAAGCUUCAGCACUCGCGAGAAGAAUUUCACAACUGUGGACUCGGUGAAUAAGUGGGUGGCGGAGAAGACGCGCCAAAAUGUGACUGAGUGUCUGAAACGUGGUCAGGAUUUUGAUGCCGCGAGUGACAGUGUCGUCCUGGUGAAUGCCGCCCACUUUGGGGCGCUGUGGGAGCGCAAGUUUCAGAAGCAGCCUAACAAGGCGCCCUUCUGGACUGACGAGCGCCGCUCCAAGCCGACGGACUUCAUGCUGCUCACAGCCAAGCUGCGCUUCUCCGUCUGCGCCGAGAUCUCAGCCAAGAUCCUAGAGCUGGAUUUCGCGGAGGACGACUUCGCGUUGGUGAUCCUGCUGCCGGAUCAGAGGAUGGGACUGGGACGCGUGAUUGAGCAGCUCCCCAGCGUCAAUCUCAUGUACGCCGUGGCGCAGCUGCGACGCCAGGACGUGACGGUGCGGAUGCCGCGCUUCAAAAUAGACCACGGCUCGCGGAUGCGCGUGCCACUCGAGCAGAUGGGCGUUCAUGACCUAUUCUCAGGCCAAACAGCUGAUCUCUCCGGCAUCGCGUGUGACGAGCCGUUCUGCGUCUCUGAGAUCAUCCAUCGCGCCAGCAUCGCGAUCAGCGAAGACGGCGAAGACGGCGACUCUGCCAGUUCCUCGUCGGCCGUUCAGGAGUUCACAGCCGAUCAUCCCUUCCUGUUUUUCGUCAAGCACAAGUGCAAUGUGGUCUUCAUAGGUCACGUGGUGGAUCCUAAUCAGUAGAUUAUGGGCAGUUUGGAAAGUGAAGAAGCUGCCAAAGAUAAAAAUAACAGAGAGAAUAAAGAUAUAUCUCGCCACAUAAUAAGCUGUGACACUGAGAGGAAAAUCAUAUUCUCGCACUCAAGAAAUAUUACGGGUUACUCAAAUUACUUGGAUUCUUGCCAACAUUUUUCCUAAAAUGAAAGUCUAAUUUAUGGAUGUGUCAAAAAGCUUUGGAACCCCUUUUCGGCUUACCAGCAAAAAUUAUACUGUUUGACUAAUAAAAAGGAUUAACAUAAGAAGUCAUACUAAAUAGCCAGAGAAAUCAUGAUUUUAAGAGAUAAGAAGAUUUAAUUUGUUUCAUACCUUCAAACCAAAGAAUCAUCCUUUGCGUGUCGUUUUAAUACAAGUCAUUUUCUAUUGCUUCGUCGCUGCACUGAUGGUGAUUCAAAUCUUGAAAGCACAGACAAAAUAAAUAGAACUAUUUCCAUCUAAGAUUGUUCGUUCAGAACCUUGUCAG